UUUCGCUUUCGCACUAGUACCACUACACCAAAGAACCCCCCGAGACACCCCAGACUUUGCCUCACUACACAUCACUACAUUUCGUUAAUACGGUAGCCUUCUGCAAGCCAGUUCAUUCUGCCUAGCACGUACCAAUAUGCGCAAAUUUACGCCCAAACUUGUUCCCAGAAGGCGCGGAGGAGACACUGAGAGACUUCAAGAGGAACAGAAAAUUAAAAAUGAAUUUUUGGAGGAUGUGAAGCCCACUUGGCGUCAAAGACGCCCAAAACACGAAUUGCCUUUGACGGCUUCUGGUCCUUUCGCUAUGGGACCAGCAGCAGCACCAGCUGCCCGAGGACCUGCUGUUGGUGGAAUUGCUCAGUCUGGAUGGCAGGCUUCUGCUGAGGACGAUGCUUUGGCAAAACUCAUUUCAAGUAAAAAAGGCUCCUCAGAGGAUAAGGAUGAGGAGAACUGUGUCAAUCUUGAGAAACUGAAGGAGUUGACGGAUGACGCCGAGCUCUUAGGUGCUACAACAUCAGCAAACUUUAUGGUUCCGGUUGUUUCUGAUCGUGUCGUUAUCGAAGUCGACGAUACAGAAAAGAACAAGACCGAGGAAGUUUCGGAGGAGGCACAGAUGAAAAGUUUGGAAAAGGUUGAGGAAGAACGGAUAUUCCUCGAUCUCCAAACAUUGGCGCAGGAUUUUAAAAUAGACGGUCAAGAGACCGGUGAAACAGAAGAGGGACACGCUUUGCUGUUACAGUUUCCCGACAUCUUGCCUGAAUUUGAAGGGGGGGCUGAUCUUAAUCCUGCUUGGCCUGGUGAGCAACUCAGCGAUGACAUGGAGUCUGAUAUUCCUUUGUCGAAACAGUCAAAGAACAAAACCUCAGACGGUUUAGAUGCCCUGCCUGACAUACCUUCUUGUCCCCCUGCUGGUCAGGUGGGCACCAUGUAUGUCCACGAGUCAGGAAAAACAGUACUGGAGAUUGCAGGCACACGCUUGUUGGUUCAACCUGGUUCUGAGUGUGCUUUUCUCCAAGAGCUCAUGGCCAUUAAUCCAGAAUCAAAGCGUGUCUGGAACUUGGGCACUAUUCGUAAACGACUUUUAGUGAGUCCGGAUUUUUAGGCAGCUUGUUCACAUAAUCUAUGGGCGGAAUAGCGAAUAAAACUAUCUUCAAAAAAAAUUAUUAGCGUUAGUAAGUACCAUUAUUACUACUAUUCUCUUGUUCCGUCCGUUACUUCCUAGAUCUAUUGAUCAUUUCCGUUCAUUAUUAAGCCCUUCAU
Messenger RNA from Schizosaccharomyces japonicus yFS275, 1260 nucleotides. RefSeq names its product DNA-directed RNA polymerase III complex subunit Rpc53. Bases 137 to 1102 code for a protein of 321 amino acids. Gene Ontology annotation, biological process: transcription by RNA polymerase III. NCBI's taxonomy places the organism in Eukaryota, Fungi, Ascomycota, Schizosaccharomycetes, Schizosaccharomycetales, Schizosaccharomycetaceae. Gene Ontology annotation, molecular function: DNA binding. Gene Ontology annotation, cellular component: nucleus; RNA polymerase III complex. The record is from RefSeq and is a predicted model, not a curated record. The transcript has 2 exons.